CUUGAGUGGUACAGUCUACAUCUAUGAUAGCCAUGGCGGAAGAACAGGGAUCUGACGGGCCGAAAUUAUCGGAGAUUUUUGAACGAGGGUGGAAAAUACAGAGGGAUGUGGAGAAAAGCGAUGAACCAACGGGAUCUCCAAACUUACAGGACCAGGUGAAAGCAGGGAUGGGGUUACUGGAACAGGCUGCACACAUGGUCAGAGAACUCCAACUCUUCAGCGAAAACGAAGAGCUACAAGAAGUGGCCACCUGUAAUGUCAGAUACCUGUUACUACCAGUGCUGAUGAGUGACCUGACAAUGAGACACAUGGGUGAAGACAGGCUAGCUCUGGUGCAGAAGUCUAAGGAUUAUCUCACUGAGUUUCUGAAGGUCUGCAAGUCUUAUGGUGUGACUUCAGAGGAGUACAAGUCUGUUGAGUCCAGCAGCAGUAAAGCCGGUCCCACAGACAUGGCGGCCAUGUCCAGGCAGAGGGAGGCCACCAUCGCUCGCUUCAGACAACAGAAGGAGACAGAACAGAAACUGGAGGCCAUGAGGGUUACCAUGGAAACAAGAGGAGAGGAUGACGAAGUACAGCGCGAGUACUACACAUUGCAGCUGGAGAAAUGGGUCCACACUGCCCUGAGAGAGCUGUCCAGUAUAGACCAGGAACUGGAGAUCUUACACAUGAUGGCCAGUAGAAAACAGGGAAAACAAGACUCACAACCACAAGAACAGAAGAAACCAGAGCCACACAGAAAGCCCCUGAAACCGUUCAUCCUGACCAGAGACAAGCUGCAGGCACAGGUGUUUGGUGCUGGCUAUCCCAGCAUCCCCACCAUGAGCAUGGACGAGUACCUACAGAAGGAAGUACAGGAGGGGAAAAUCCCAGCUGAGGCACUAAACAGAGUACCUGAGCCUGCAGAACCAGGCAGCUAUGACGUGCGGCGGGUUGUCCCUGACGAGGCAGCGGAGGCGGAGAGGAAACAGGAGGAGGAGGAGGAGAAGGAGGAGAGAGAUGACGAGGAGCGGCUCAGGAAGCAGCGAGAGUUUGACGACUUUAAGGAUGAUCACAGACGAGGUUGGGGAAACAGACAGAACAUGGGCUGAGGUUCACUCCCACUACUGGUGAACAGAAGAGGAGCAAAACUCAUACUACUCGUAUUACUUUUUACUCAUCAAUUCAACAAGAAUCCAUCAAUUCUGUACUCAUAUCUAUCCUAUCAAGGUGCACAAAAUGCCAUUGAAGUAUUGUCUUUGCCAAAUUUCAAUUCAUGGACAACAGUAAAACUAUCAUGAUGAUGUAAUUUGGGUGACUUAGUCACAAAUAAAACAAAUUACAGUGGUCACUUAUCGUUGUAUUUCCAUGCGCCUUUUU
Molecule: messenger RNA, 1356 nt
Organism: Branchiostoma belcheri (Belcher's lancelet)
Lineage: Eukaryota; Metazoa; Chordata; Leptocardii; Amphioxiformes; Branchiostomatidae
Product: immunoglobulin-binding protein 1-like
Exons: 9
Coding region: 24-1088 (354 amino acids)
Biological process (GO): regulation of signal transduction; regulation of dephosphorylation
Cellular component (GO): cytosol
Molecular function (GO): protein phosphatase 2A binding
Source: RefSeq, a predicted model, not a curated record